AUGGCCAUGUAUCUCAGUAUGUUACGGGGCUGUGAAGGCUACAAUGAGAUCAUCUUCCCUCACUGCUCCUGUGACUCCCGACGCAAAGGCCACGUCGUCACAGCCAUCAGCAUCCACCACUUUAAACUGCACGCCUGCACAGAGGAGGGAACGCUAGAGAACCAGGUGAUCGUGUUUGAGUGGGUGGAGAUGCAACGCUGGGACACUGAUGAGGAGGGCAUGGCCUUCUGCUUCGAGUACGCCAGGGGAGAGAAGAAACCUCGCUGGGUCAAGAUCUUUACCCCAUACUUCAACUACUUGCAUGAGUGCGUUGAGAGAGUCUUCUGUGAACUCAAGUGGAGGAAAGAGGUGGAAGAGGAGGCUGUGGAUAAGGACAAUAAGAACUGCAGUAAAGAUGGUAUGUGUAGCAAGAAUAUCUUCCAGCUGUUGAGACACAGAAGGGAUGGAGGCACCUAGGAGGAGAGAUCAUCACCUCCUAAACAUGCACUCCUCCAUCCAUCCCUCUGGUCUGGCUCGGCCCGGAACGACCUACCACCAGUACCAGUCCUCACACAACUACUACUACACCAACUACAAAGCAACAAACUACAACUUCUACACACCAAUAACAGCAACUACAGAUCAACAACCACUACACACCAUCAAACUACAAAUGAACAACUUCUGGACUGAUUGAAGGAGAAACAACCACGCACACUACAACGUAAGCUGUUACUCACCAUGAACCCUUGAAUACAACCCAACCACCCAAUGUAAACACAUUAGACAAGCCAACAGGAUGCUACAGUAGAAACUUACAGCAGCUUUGUACAGGUGAAUAAGUAACUCUGAAGACUUAGAUACAUGCCUUCAUACAUUGCAUCACCUCUUUGGUUAAAACUUGAUGGAGACCUGUGACUAUUGGCUAAGGAGGCUGACGUCUUGCGGUGGGAUUAGAUGAAGGAGAUGGUUCUCUGGGACGCUAUUGGACAAGGGAAUUGACACGUGCAAGGCCAUUGGGUGUUUUGUGGCCACUUUGGAGUGCUCUGGACUGGAACAGAGUGCAGUGGAAGAAGAGAAAAAAGGAGAGAUACAGAUGCUGGAACAGAACCUGUUUUAAAAGAGUAAACAGCUGGUGGUGAUGGAACAGAAGUCAUCACUGAGGGGACACUGAGGAGACGCAUCUGAAAAGUGCAAAAACAGGAACAUUGAGCUUCUUUGUGACUUUCAUGACACACCAUAUCCCUCUGUGUGUGUGUGUGAUAUGUUGUGUGUAUGAUAUGAUAUGGUAUGUAUGAUAUGGUGCGUGUGCAGACUGAUUAUGGACUGAGCUGUGAGUGUCUAGGUUGGAACCCUGGAGGUAGAAACACAGCCCUUCUCUGUGACUCUGAACCUAACUCCCAGACAGAGUCUAAACAGAGGCAGACAGACAGACAGACAUACGGAGGGAGACGGCCCCACAAUGUAAGAGACUGGACUCAUAUGAACUACACAGACAAACAGACAGACAGAUAUUAUCUCCUGUUUGUAGCCACAAUCUCCAUUUCAAAGAGAUCUAUUGAAGAGACUAUUACAGAGAGAGAGACCGUACAUUUCCUUUAUUUGUUUGACUUUUGGGCCGAGCAGAGCCAAGGGUAGCAAUGUGUGUGUUUCAGCUGCUGUUUCUGUUUUGUUUUGUUGUUUUACAGAUGCUGAAAUUGCCCUGAAACCAUUUUUUUAUACACAAACCCUCCCAUAAAAAAAACACUGACACACACAGAAUGCUCAUCAUGUAGGAAUUGGAUCCCAGGAAAGUAUUCUGCCAUCUUGACAGAUACCUGAACAAUGAACGUUUACUUCCUGUGUGUUUUGUGCACCUCCUAAAGACAAUAUUUAAAAAAAACAUUUUAAAAUGUGGACAUUUCAGACAUUGGAAAGAUAGCACAAAAACAACCCUGUAAGAUGUUGACCAUGUUAAGCUCAAUAUGUAUUCAUUCUGUGCUAGCCUAUGCUGUGUGUUCUUCUGAUGCCUAACCAUGGGUUCUCAUGAAGACAGUAUUUAUGCAGGGGAUUGUAAAUAACACUGAACUCAGAAGUGCAUCUCGA
This is a messenger RNA of Coregonus clupeaformis (lake whitefish), 2064 nucleotides long. Its product is annotated as sorting nexin-27-like. Lineage: Eukaryota; Metazoa; Chordata; Actinopteri; Salmoniformes; Salmonidae. Gene Ontology annotation, cellular component: early endosome. The transcript has 6 exons. Gene Ontology annotation, biological process: intracellular protein transport. The record is from RefSeq and is a predicted model, not a curated record. The coding region runs from base 1 to 456 and encodes 151 amino acids. Gene Ontology annotation, molecular function: phosphatidylinositol-3-phosphate binding.